Messenger RNA from Centropristis striata (black sea bass), 1681 nucleotides. RefSeq names its product perilipin 2 (gene plin2). The coding region runs from base 125 to 1468 and encodes 447 amino acids. NCBI's taxonomy places the organism in Eukaryota, Metazoa, Chordata, Actinopteri, Perciformes, Serranidae. The record is from RefSeq and is a predicted model, not a curated record. The transcript is spliced from 8 exons. Gene Ontology annotation, biological process: lipid storage; positive regulation of triglyceride storage. Gene Ontology annotation, cellular component: lipid droplet; cytosol.
ACGUCAACGUGUGGCGCUACAUCUCGCGAUAAUUAUAGAUAUAAAUACAGCAGCUGUCGCCAAACGAAUCAGUCAGCUCAGACACUUUGGAUCAGUUGUAGCUUUCGGUUUUCUUUCAGCAAACAUGGCAGCAGCUUCAGUUAUCUCAAAUCAGAACGUGGUGGAGAGGGUGACCAGCCUUCCUCUGGUGAGCUCCACCUAUGACCUGGUGUCCAGCGUGUACACCAACACCAAAGACAACCACCCUUACAUCAAGACUGUGUGUGAGGCUGCGGAGCAAGGAGUCCGGACCAUCACCUCUGUGGCCCUCACCACCGCUUCACCCAUCAUCGGCAAGCUGGAGCCUCAAAUUGCCAUUGCCAAUGACCUGGCCUGUAAAGGUUUGGACAAGAUUGAGAAAACCUUGCCAAUACUUCACCAGCCAUCUGAGCAGAUUGUCUCCAGUGCCAAGGAUGUAGUAACCACCGCUAAAGAUGUUGUGACAGGCACAGUGUCCGAUGCCAAGGACAGAGUUUCAGACACUCUGACCAAUGUCGUGGAAAAGACUCGGGGCGCGGUGCAGGAUGGGAUGGACAAGACCAAGGCAGUUGUCAGUGGGAGUGUGAGCACUGUGCUGGAAAGCAGAGUGGCCCGGCUGGUCAGCAGUGGAGUGGACACGGCACUCAGUACCUCUGAGAGUCUGGUGGAGCAGUACCUGCCUCUGACAGAGGACGAACUGGAGCCAGAGGCAAACGCUGUGAAAGGAUUUGACAAGAACAAGCCGAGCUACUAUGUCCGCCUGGGGUCCCUCUCCACCAAGCUCCGUCAGCGGGCGUACACCAGGGCUGUGGCCAAGAUCAGAGAUGGCAAGCAGCGAAGCGUGGAAUUUAUUUCUGAGCUGAAUUCCACUGUUGACCUGAUUGAAUAUGGCAGAAAGAAUAUUGACGGUGCUAACCAGAUGAUAAAUGACAAGCUCAACUCCCUGGUGGUGUGGAAGUCCAAUAGUCCAAUCCAGGAGAAUGGUCACGAGGCAGAGGUAAUUGAGUCCCGCACCUUGACCCUGGCACGCUCCCUCACCCAGCAGCUCCAGACCACCUGUCUGGUCCUGGUCUCAGGCCUGCAGGGCCUCCCCAACCACAUCCAGCAGGAGGCGCUCUCAGUCAGCCGCUCUGCCACACAGAUGUACACCAGUUUCAGCAAGGCUAACGCACUCGGAGAGCUGCCCGACACUUUGCUGACCAGCAGCAAAGCCCAGCUGAGCAAAAUGAAAGAUUCGCUAGACAACGUCAUGGAUUACCUGGUCAACAACACACCGCUCAACUGGCUGGUCGGUCCUUUCUACCCCCGCUUGGACCCGCAGCAGACCCGCGCACCGGCUUCUGCUGCCAGCAGCACACAAGCUCCUUCCUCAAGCUCCGCCUCCAGCCAGUUACACAGAGAGCAGCCCAUGGAGGUUGAGAUGGAGUCACUACAUUCCCAGCAGCAGUAGUGAUCCUUUACGAGUGUUAAGGAAUAUAUUCUGCUUUGGAGGCCAAGAUUAGACUCUUCUAUUGAGUUAACUUAACUGUAGUUCUAUGUAAAACACAACGCUAUUUUAUACUUUUUUUAAAAUUUGUAAUUCUUGUUGAAAUCACAUUUGUAUGUACUAGCCAAUCAGGCAAAACUUAAUCCUGUGCUUUCUACAUAAACUUUAGUGGAAUCA